AGGUAUACAAUUUUUUUUUUCAAUAGCCUUUUAUUAGUAAUAAAUGGCUAUUGAAAAAAAAAAGUUGUUAGUAAUAGUAUUACUAACACUAUUGUUGUUAGUAAUAAUAUUACUAACACUAUUGAUGAUUUCACACACCAAAAUUAGUUUCAAGGCUAAAUUCUGUUAAAUCUAAUUUAAAAUGCUGAAAUAAAAAUUAUGACACUUUUUUAUGGUGAUUCAGAAUAAAAUGCAAAAUAAUGAUAACAAACAAAAACAGCAUUUUCUCAAUUUUUUUCUGUACCCAUAAUUUACCAUAUAACCACCAACCAGCAUUAUUUAUGAUAUAUAAAAAUUAUAUAUAUCUAUAAUUUUUUAUUGAUCAAAGGCAAUUUAUUAGUUAGUUAAUUGUGAUUGAUUGCUGACCCAAUUAAAUAGUAAUUAGAUAUUAAUAAUGAUUAAAUUACAAUUAAAGUAGUGUUAUGAUCGUUGAAUUUAAUUUAGUGCAUCAUGGGACCUAAAAAGAAAACAAAUCUAUUUUAUGGUAAAGCUAAAUCUUAUUUAGUUUGUAAUUUUCCAAUACCAGCUCAUUUAAAUAUGGGCUGUAGAAAUGGACAUGUACUGCAUAUAUUGGCAACUAACAAUGAUUCAUACCAAGUAACUGUAGAACUAAUCAGUAAGUAUUUUAACAUCAAUAUUUCUCCCAAUCAGAUUCUGCAACUAGUUAGAAAAUCAAAAGUCUUUGUAAAAGUUUUUUCACGAAAUUCAAAACAAUUUAUUGACAUCUGCAACAUGCUCUUUGAAUACCAACCAACAACAUCUGCUGUGACUCAAACAUCACAGUUAAUCACAACCUCUAAUCACAUUGCUACGUGUUCUUCAUUUUUUUCUCAGCAAAUCACUGUUUCGUCUCUAUCAAAUAGUGACUCUUCUCAAGAAUCAAUAUCCAGGUUGAGAGCUGACCAGGUUAGUCCCAGGAAAAAGAUUAUGAGAAAGAGAUUAACCAUUUUGGAAAACGAAAUCGCAGUUAAAAAGAAAAAACAUAAAGAAGAUCUUAAAGGUUUAAGAGAAAAGGCAAAGGCUAGACCAUACAGAUUAAAAUAUCUAAAUCAAGUUAUUGCACGUAAGGAAAAGAUAAUUCAUCAACUUAGAAAAAAAUUAAAAGAAAAUUUUUUAAAUAUACAGUUAAAAAAACUUCAAAAUCAAAUUUUUUAUUUAAAACAACAGUUAACAUUCACCGAAACCAAGUUUUUUAAUCAAAAGACAAUGUUAUCCCAACAACUUGCUGACAAAAAUUCUGCAAUUCUUGUACUUCAAAAUGACAUACUGGUUUUACAGGAAAAGUUAGAAGAUAUUCAGCAAGUAACACAAAACACCAAAAAUGAAAAAUGCUACUCAGCAGAUAUCAGAACACUUAUAUAUGACAUGCUUGUGUGCCAAGUUCCUACACAUAGUGUGCCAUCUCUGCUCCAUAAAAUUGGAGAACAUACUGGCUAUCAAUUUAGUCAAAUUCCACAUCGGACAACUGUAGAACAAAUGAUGCGUGAGCUUGGUGUUCUUUCAGACUUACAGACUGCUGAGAUAGCAUUUACAACGAAAGAUCUGACACUUGGUUUUGAUGCAACAACCCAGGAGGGUGUUCAUGUAAAUGCUGUGCACUUAACAACCGAAUCAGUAUGUAUGGUUGUAGCUAUUGAUCAACUUCCUGGAGGUACAGCUUAUGACUAUCAGAGUCAUAUUACAAAAUCUGUUGAUAAUCUUGCUAAGUUAUAUAGUGACUUCUAUAAGCUUAAAUACACUGACGUAAGAAGCACUAUUAUCGGGAACAUAACAAAUACCAUAAGUGAUAGAGUUGCAACAAACCAUGCAACAGUCUCAAAGUUAAACCUAGUUUGGCAGAAAUCAUUAAAUGAACUUAACUGUCACCUUCACCCCUUGGAUACAAUGACAAGCUCUUGCAAGUCUUCACUUAAAGCAUUAGAGACUUCAAAAGGGAAACUUUUUGGAAGAGACUGCAUAGCAGCAAACAUUGUUGUACAGCUGAACAAACUUCGUUACAAGGAUGCUAAAGGCGAUCCAAAGGGUUUUGUAACCUUUUUGGACCAACAUGAGUUGCCCAGAGGAUUGCUACCACGCUAUAGAGGGAACAGACUACAUAUGCUUUUUCACACAUGUGGUAUUUUGAUCCAUCAUUAUGCCAUAUUGAAGAUAUUUCUGUGUUCUGGCUUGGCGUUAUGUGGAGGUCUGCGAAAUAGUUUGUUUUAAGACUUUACAUCUGAAAUAGGUAUCCGUGAGUUGUGUGUUUUAGCUUUAAUUGGAAAGCUACUUUCUGGCCCUUGGAUGACAAAAUUUUAUAUUGCACCAGGUACAGGACUUGACUACAUAUCUGGCAUUCAGGUAGUAAAAGAUGUUAGGAACACUCUUAUUGAGAGCAGCAAGAAUCCCUUAUCUCUACUUAAACGAAAAACUGAUUUCUUUGGUAAUGAUAUUAAAGAUGUUGUUUUUGAUUCAAUAAUCAGCUUUUGCCCAGUAACUAAUGAAAUGAGUAAAGCAUUAGGUGACUGUCUUAAUGCUGUUAUUAGCGUCAUUGACAGGCAGUACAAGCGUCAGUUCGAAAUGAGUUCCAAUGAUCUUCUUAAAGACCAGACUAAGUCAGCUAGGCUUCACAACAUUGAUUCAGAAGAACUUAUGGGUAUGUUUAGCGCUGCAAAGCACAAAGCUCCUAAUGCUACUCUUUGUUUUCUUUCUUCGAAACUUCGUGCUUGCAAAAAUAAAACAACUGCUCUGCUUUGUAAAAAGCCAACUGAUAUUCAAAACAAGUUGAUAUUAUGGGCUAUCUCUAAUGCCAGGAAAAAUCGAUUUACAAGUAUGCAAUGUCAUAAUGAACUGAAGUUAGAACUGCUAAAACGAAUGGCAGAUAAAAUUCAGAAAAGGGAGGACAAAGACCGCAGAAAGGUAGAAAAAAUAUUAAAAAGUUGCAUGCCCGAUCAGGUAAAAGAAAUGUUUCCUGACCUAGAAAAUAACGAGGCCUCAGAUAUUGAAGAAAUUCUUAUUGGAGCUGCUAUUGGAAGAAGUAUUUGCCACAUGUGGUUUGAUAAUGCCAAUAACACCCAUGAGGUAUAUUACGGCAGAAUUGUUAGCAUUAAAAAGAAGAACAAUGAUAUAUAUAUAGUUUCUUAUUGGAAACCAAAUGAAAAUGAAGAUGAUGACGGUGUUGAGUAUGAUAUGAGCAAAUAUCAACUUUCUGCAGACAUAAUAAGCGGUGAUAUGGUGAUAACAUAACAGAAUUGUGUAAUAAUAAGGUAGUCGGGUAGUUACCGACAUCCAACAACCAGGGUUGACCUGGUUGCAACGUGCUAUGGGAAACCAAAGCUCAUUUACUUUUUGACAUAAGCAAAUUGCUUGGCUUAUGACAAUUAAUGUUUAUCAUUGAUGUUUAUCAUUAUCAAUGAUGGCAAUGCAUUUUUCUAUCAAGUAUAACAGAGUUUCGCUUGCGUGGAUUGAGAGAUGUUAAACAGUAUUGAAGGGUCUGCUAUCGAUUUUUUUGUUUGGUAAUGGGAAGUUUGUUGUGUAUCAGGAGUUAAGUGAUUUUGAAUUUUUUAACUUAAUAAAUCAUUCUUAUAUUUAGUAAUCUCUAAUGGGUUUUUUAGUUAUGGUGCUAAAUAUCUAAUGCAUUUUCAUUUAUUUUUUAUUGCAAGGUUUUAACAAUAAUGGCAAUUUGCUACUGUGGAUAUUUAUGUUAAAGACCUCAAGAUUAUAUUUAUUAAUUCAGUUAAACAACAUGAUGAAAACUACAUGGUUGCUUCAGUGAAUGUUGAUCUUUUUCAUAUCAAGAUUAAAUCGAUAUCAUUGGAUGUGGUUUCCUUUGCGUACUAAAGAAUCGACUCUUUCUAUCUAUGGAUGUCACAGUUUUGUUUGCUUCAAAAUCUAGGCUUUUUUCAAAGCCACAAUUCUGUUAAAAACAUUACUGAGCAAAAAAAAAAUUUUUUUGUUAAA
Messenger RNA from Hydra vulgaris (swiftwater hydra), 3975 nucleotides. The record is from RefSeq and is a predicted model, not a curated record. Lineage: Eukaryota; Metazoa; Cnidaria; Hydrozoa; Anthoathecata; Hydridae.